AUGCCACCCACAUCGCUCGCCUUAUCGCUCGCCUCUCCCGACGCUUGGUGGGGAGCAGGACCAUGCAGCACGAUUUAUCGGAAAGGCCCAAAAAGCGUUGCACAAAAGGCAGCUCAGCUCCUAAGAGCAAAACGAAAGAAAAUGGAAAAGAAAGCAAGAGAGGGGGAAAGAGAAGGCAUAGGGGCGCUCUCCGUGCUCGUUGUAGACUGGGAGAGGGGCAGGAUAGAGUCGAGCGAGCGAAGCAGAGCAGAGCAGAGCACGGGCGAAGGCGAAGGCGAAGGCGCGGGCGAGGCCGGCAAAAUCAAUUUCUCUUUCUGCAAAUCACAUUUCGUAGGGGGCGAAGAGAAGACCAUUUUGGCUACUCCCGGGGGGAUCAUGUUGGGGAAGGACAGACGGACGUGGUGCACGCACGAUAGAGUGAGUGGGAGGAGCCAGCCAGGUGGGGCGCUGAUAGAUACAUUGCAGUAGCAUGCGGAGCUCGGGCUCGGCUAA
Molecule: messenger RNA, 492 nt
Organism: Ceraceosorus bombacis
Lineage: Eukaryota; Fungi; Basidiomycota; Exobasidiomycetes; Ceraceosorales; Ceraceosoraceae
Source: the annotation of a GenBank genome assembly